AUGGCAUCUUCUCAGCCAAAUAUUCAUUUCAACUUCCCUCAGUUCCAUCCUCCACCACCAUCCCACCCUUUCAACUAUCCGCCACCGCCACCGCCACCGCCACCCUCACAUUGUUUCACUCCUCCACCACCACACGCGCACCCACCACCAUCACCGCACCACCCUGUGCUUCCACCACCAUACCCAGUUCCAACACCACCCUCUCCAGAUAACCACCACCCAACUAUCAUAGUGAUUGUGUUUGUAUCCUUUGGAGGCCUUUUGUUCCUUUCAGUGCUGGCUUUUGCUCUGUUUUGCCUGAUCAAGAAGAUGAAGAAGAAGAAACAAGAAACUGAUAUCAUCCAUUUUGAUGAGCACAGGCAUGUCACUGAAGCCAUUGUGCCUGGCCCUUGUGGUGAGCAAGUGGUGGUGCUAUCAGUUGACGAUGAUGUCCACAUUGACGAAGAAAUCAUCAAGAAUGAGGAAUUUGGUCAUGCUAUGCAGGAAAAACAAUCAUCAACUGCCAAUGAAGGCAAUGAUCCUAGAAGCCCUGAUCAUGAUCAUCAGCAGAAAGCUUGA
This is a messenger RNA of Arachis duranensis, 558 nucleotides long. Its product is annotated as protein TRACHEARY ELEMENT DIFFERENTIATION-RELATED 7A-like. The coding region runs from base 1 to 558 and encodes 185 amino acids. The transcript has a single exon. Lineage: Eukaryota; Viridiplantae; Streptophyta; Magnoliopsida; Fabales; Fabaceae. Gene Ontology annotation, biological process: plant-type secondary cell wall biogenesis. The record is from RefSeq and is a predicted model, not a curated record.